GACUUUUUUGCCUGCCGGGCAAGCGCCUUUUGUCGUUUUCGCCAACUCGCAGGUGCAAUCCAUGCGCGGAUUGUGUCGUCCAUGCCAGAUACCCUUGUUCCAUGCAUGAUCUCUCGUCUGUGAUAUACAUCAAUUGAGAAUAUCUCUCUAAUCGGCUCACCCUCACCGGAGGUCUCGUUCUGCGGAUUCGGAACAAUUGGCUCGAAACAUCAUCAUUGCGUUUGUCCAUUGUCCUCGAAUUUUAUGGAAAGCAAACUUCAUCCAAGCACCUGCUUCUAGUCGGGAUGACCGGUCGCUAAAUUACCAUGAAACUCGUUCUUCCUCCGUCGGCACCGCGACUUGUAUCGUUCAGUUCCCUUCCAUCGGUAAAGCAACGAAACGUCGGGUGGUGGUUUUGCAGACAAUGUCAUAUCAACGAAAGUUCAUCGCUAGUGAGCGCUCUUCUAGCUAAAAGGCAAUAUCAUGGCGCAACUUCGCGACAUUUCAAUGCGACCAGCUACAAAAAGGAGGGAUCGGGACCUUCUAGCUACGCGGAAAACAAGAAGACAUCGAGGAGGAAAAGGGCGAUACAGCUUGCUGCUGGGGGUACUUUUGCUGUGACCAUCUUUGCUUUUUGGGAUGACAUCAAGCAUGCUUAUGCGGCUGCAGCGAGAACUGGGAGGGUUGUCACCACACUUGCAAUCUGCAUCAACGAUUACCGAACGACCCUCAACCAAACAGGAAAUUCCCCAGAAGAACGAGAUGCAAUGCUAAAGGCCUGUCAUAAACGUUGCGCGGAACGUACAUUAUUUGUCCUCGAAAAGAAUGGCUCGAUAUUCAUCAAACUAGGUCAACAUUUAAGCAGCAUGGGAUAUCUUCUUCCAUUGGAAUGGACGACAACCUUUAUUCCUCUACAAGACAAAUGCCCGGUAUCGUCCUUUGAGUCAAUUCAGGCAAUGUUUCUGGCAGACACAGGGCAAGAUGUCAACGAACUCUUUUCAUCUUUCGAACCAAGUCCCAUUGGCGCUGCGUCGCUUGCUCAAGUCCACAUUGCGACAUUGAAGGAAACAGGCCAAAAAGUUGCUGUGAAAGUUCAGCAUCCUACGCUUGCCGAAUGGGUGCCGCUGGAUUUGGCGCUGACUCGAUUAACGUUUUCUACUCUGAAACGAUUUUUCCCAGAAUAUGAUUUGGAGUGGCUGUCUCGAGAGAUGGAUCUCUCGCUGCCUUUGGAAUUGAAUUUUCGACAUGAGGCUGAAAACGCUACACGGACCCGAGAAUACUUCAAAGGACAUUCUAAGUCGCCAUUAGUGAUCCCAGAAGUAAUGUGGGCCAAGGAACGAAUUCUUGUUAUGGAGUUCAUUUCUGGACAUCGUCCAGAUGACCUGGAAUUUCUCGACAGUAAUGGAAUCGACCGCGACGAAGUGUCCGCCGCGUUUGCACACAUCUUCAACGAAAUGAUUUUUGGAGAUAAUGCACCAUUGCAUUGCGACCCUCAUGGAGGUAACAUUGCCAUACGAAAGAACAAUACGCGUCGGAAACCCAAUUUCGACAUCAUUCUCUACGACCACGGUCUGUAUCGUGAUAUUCCCCAGGACCUCCGUCGGAACUAUGCCAAACUCUGGCUCUCGGUGAUUGAAGGGGAUGAAAAGAGUAUGCGCAAAUACGCUUACGAGGUCGCUGGGGUACCUGAUGAUCUCUUUCCAGUCUUUGCCAGUGCAAUUACUGGUCGAGACUAUCGAGUCGUAAGUCAAAAGAACAUCGUUUCUUCGAGAAACGACGCCAACGAAAAGAGCCACGUCACAAGUGCUUUAGGCGAUGGACUACUCCAGCAAUUGGUCGAUCUUCUAGGAAGAGUACCCCGCAUUAUCCUCUUGAUUCUCAAAACGAAUGACCUCACCCGAAGUCUCGAUGAGAACUUACACACCCGCCAAGGUCCCGUACGAACAUUCCUCAUCCUUGCUCGUUAUGCUACUCGCACGGUUUUCGAAGAGCAGAUGGAUAUCAUUUCCGUGCAUGGUGGUCUUCUCAAACUCAGCAACUUUCUCCGCUUCCUAUCGGCAUUUACAGCGUAUGCCCGCGUUGAGCUGAAACUUAUGGCAUAUGAACAGUGGCUUUCCUUAAAAAGCAGGCUGGGCAUAUCCAUGUAGUGAUGUAUAUAUAAUAUUCUCCAAUAUUUGGUCAGGUAGAUAUCGCGUUGUUUUGUACCUUAAAUAGACCUUUCACAUAGACAUGAUGGCAUUAGAACAUGUAUAAUAAAUAUUUAAUUUGCAUGGUAAAUAAUCC
This is a messenger RNA of Talaromyces proteolyticus, 2262 nucleotides long. RefSeq names its product putative ubiquinone biosynthesis protein. The transcript has 4 exons. Lineage: Eukaryota; Fungi; Ascomycota; Eurotiomycetes; Eurotiales; Trichocomaceae. The coding region runs from base 306 to 2126 and encodes 606 amino acids. Gene Ontology annotation, cellular component: mitochondrial inner membrane. The record is from RefSeq and is a predicted model, not a curated record. Gene Ontology annotation, biological process: mitochondrion organization; lipid homeostasis.